AUGGGUAUGCGUGAUUUUGACUUUCCCGACCUCAAUGAACUGGACUCUUUACACCUGGAAGACUACCAGCUACUACAAGAAUCUAACUCGAACAAGAACUUGAAGCUGUUAUCGUCCGCGAACGUCUGCAAUCAAAACAUCUACAACAGCAACAGCAGCGGCAACAACUACACUUUUAUAAAUAACAACAACAAUAAUCAUAUUUUUACGCAAAAUAACAACAACAAUAGUAAUAACAACCAUAAUAACCAUAGCCAUAGUAAUAACCCUAGCAGCCAGGGUAAUAUCAACUACUUUAGUAACUUCAAAAGCUACAAUGAUCAACUGGAUGAUAAUAAAUUUCAACCGCUCAGCUCAACGAACCAUCAGACGGCAACGUCCAACUCAAAAACCGACUAUCCGAAACCGUUUAAUGGUGAUGAGGACAAAAUAUCGGGCAUUUCUACUUUUAAAAACUCGAAUGCAUUCAUCGUCGAUAAUUUCCGUAAUGAUUUAGCGCAAGUACCGGCGAUUACUAACUUUAUCGAUAGCGACAGUAUCGAAUUCCCGACUCUCAAUCAGGUUGUCGGUGAUUUGGUGGACGAUAGCAGCAUCGAUACACAUCUCUGUCAGCUCCUAAAUGACGAGAGCCACGAUUACAAAGAAGCUAUUCAUGACGUCAUCGGUGACGUAAUAAUCGAUGUCUCUACGAACCGAGGUGGCGUGGAUGGUUCGAAAGUGUGUGAGGAUGUCGGGCUGAAUGAUUUGCUGCAUUUGUGCAAUCAGGAAGAGCAGUUUAGUAAUUUUCAUGGAGGUGAGAACAGCAUCGACCAUCUUGAAAAUUUGCUGGACGAAUCCAGCCAUCGCCAGUUCCAUAUUGACGGCACCGGUUGUUUCGAUAUCGAGGAGACCAGAGAUCACUAUCGCCAGCAGCAGCAACAUUUUCAGAAACAUCUUUUCUAUCAAAAUCAUCAAGAGCAUCAUCUUUGUGAGCAGCCACAACAGAACUAUCAGAUCAUCUCGACUUUUCAUCAACCCCAUCUUAUCAGCGGUACUGCACAAAACCCAAAUAGCAUUGAACACCACAUUGAAGUAACCGGCAACCACACUGACGACAAUCACAUCAUCAACGCCAGUAAAGAGUGUCUAAAUGAUUUCCAAGGCGACAGUGCAUUUCAAAGUUUCUCCGAUCAGAUCGACCUAACCACUGACCUAAUAUUCGAUUCGAUAUUUUACAAUGCCCACCAACACGAGUCCAGCACCAACUCGCCAAUACCGACACCGACUCAAGACAUCCUUCCCUCUGCAGCAGUUUCGCCAAUGUGCGGCGUGAACAUCGAGUUAGCAACGUCAACAGCCGAGGCAGAAAAUGAUUCGAAAUUGAAAAGUGAAAAAAGUUUUUUCAAAUUGUCCGACACUAGAUCAUCAAGAAACCAAAAACGUUCGAUCGAUGAAAACAUGGAAGGCGUUAUGAUGUACAAAGACCAGACCAACAUCAACACCAUCAACAACAACAGUGGAUAUAACAGCAGCCACAGCAACUACAUCGUCGGCAACAUGGAUGACGAGACAGUCAACGUGUCAUCGAGUGAAAGUCGCAGGAAAAAAUGGUCUAAAGAGCGAUACAACACCAGAAGAAAUAGCAACAAUAGUGGUGUAGUGACGGGCAGCAACAUCAUGACAACCACUGCAGUUAACGACAGCGCCAACAACAGCAGAAGUAGCAGUAGAGGCGGAGUUAGAACUGAGGAAUCAAAAGAAAAUUUUAAAUUUGAGCUAGGUGCACAAAUCUUUCAGAACAAUGAUGCCAUGAGCCUGUUCAACGCCGUUAAUAAUAAUAACUCAGAUAAAAUAGUUUGCAAUAAAGCCAGAAACUAUCCAAACAGCAGCAGCAACAACAACAACAAUUAUAGUAACAAUGGCGAUGACAAGCCUGUCGGUAACGAGAGUUCUUUUGAAAAACCGGUUCUAAGAAAAGUUAGGAAGAAAAUUAGCGAGUGUGAGUCGAGUUGGAAUGCGAAUAUCGUCGAGAAAAUACCUAGGCAUAAGAGACCAUCUCACAUAAAUGCAGAACAACGGCGUAGGAGUAAAAUCCAGAAUUUUUUAGAUGAGUUAGUCCUUUUGUUGCCAACAACAAUGUCUACAUCGUCGUCGUCGUCAUCUUUAUCGCACUAUCACCAUUUCCCUACACACAGCAAAAAGUCUAAAGCCUCUGUCUUAUUUAAAACUGUCGACAGAGUCAACCAGAUGAAGCUGGAGCAUAAGGAUUUGAGUGAACAGACUGAGAUGCUAAAAAGAGAAAUUAAACAACUUAGAAAAGACAUCAAGGAGCAACAAUCUAAACUGCCUGAAACCGGUCUUCCUUCCAGUUCAUCAUUGUCUUCGUCAUUUUCUUCAUCAUCUUCACCAUUUUCAUCAUCAUAUUCUUCAUCAUCGUCUUCGUCGUCUUCCUCAUCGUCGUCCCCAUCAAUGGAAAGUUUAUUGGACUGCUACAUUCAGACCAACACGUUGAAAAAUUGGAAAUUCUGGAUCUUUAGUCAGUUUGUUAGGCCAUUGUUUAAGACUUAUCUACAGUCAGUCAGAACCAGUGAAACCAACGUUGAAUUCAACCUUUCAGUCUUGCAAUGGUCGCAUGAACAAUGUAAAAUGGCCUUGCUCAGAGAAGAAAUAACCUCGGCUCUGUUGGAUGUUUCAACUCGAACCUCAAUAGUGGAUGACCCGCUGAAACUACCUAUGGAAUCUAUAAACGAAUUCAUGAAAGAUGCCGGUAUUCUAGGAUUCGAAAUACAACCGUUUAAAAAGGGACAUAAUAGGUGAUGAGUAGAGUUUUUUUUAUCAUCGACUGUAAUCAAGUAUUCGAGAAAGUAUCGGUUUUUGAAAAAUUUUGUAUUUAUGUAUAUAUUCGUACGUUAGUUGAAUAGAAUAAGUUGAAGUUGUACAUAUAAUGUCGACAAUUUUUUUCCUCCUAAUCACUUGAAUGGGAUUUUAAUUUUUAAAUAUAAAACCUCAAAUUUUGACUGAAUAAUUAAAUGAAAAUAUUUUUUCCAUCGACGCAUUAUAUUUUAUUAUUUCUGCUAUUGUAAAAUGAGUUAUUUAACAUGUUGUGCACGUAUUCUUGAUCAUAAAUAUACACUUAUGUUAGUAUGAUUUCUUUUUAUAAUCUUCAA
This is a messenger RNA of Helobdella robusta, 3146 nucleotides long. RefSeq lists its product as hypothetical. The record is from RefSeq and is a predicted model, not a curated record. The coding region runs from base 1 to 2796 and encodes 931 amino acids. The transcript has 7 exons. Gene Ontology annotation, biological process: regulation of transcription by RNA polymerase II. Lineage: Eukaryota; Metazoa; Annelida; Clitellata; Rhynchobdellida; Glossiphoniidae. Gene Ontology annotation, molecular function: RNA polymerase II cis-regulatory region sequence-specific DNA binding; protein dimerization activity; DNA-binding transcription factor activity, RNA polymerase II-specific. Gene Ontology annotation, cellular component: nucleus.